CCUCUUUACAAAUUCUUUAAACACAAAACACAAAACACAAUAUUGUGUGUGUACGUAUAACAAAAAAAUGGCUGUGAAAGAUAAAGCUGUGAAAGGUGGAAAUGUGAAGGUGAAUAAUGGAGUUAAAGAAGUUCAUUACAGAGGUGUAAGAAAGAGGCCAUGGGGUCGUUAUGCUGCUGAGAUCCGUGACCCGGGUAAGAAGAGUAGGGUCUGGUUGGGUACUUUCGACACGGCGGAGGAAGCGGCAAAAGCCUAUGACACCGCCGCUAGAAAGUUUCGUGGACCCAAAGCUAAGACGAAUUUCCCCUUUGCGUCGGAGAUUAAUAAUAAUACUCAGAGCCCGUGUCAAAGCAGUACCGCGGAAUCAUCUAGCGGAGAAACUGGUGUUCACGCGCCUCACACGCCGCAAGAGUUGGAUCUAACGCGCCGUCUUGGCGCUGUGGUCGCUGAAGGCGGACGAGCUGGGUUCCCGAUUUUCCAGCAGCAACCGACGGUGGCCGUUCUGCCGAACGGUCAGCCGGUUUUGCUUUUCGAUUCUAUGUGGAGACCGGGAGUUGUUAACGGGGGUCAGAUGCCGUACCCGGUAGCGCCUGUUGCGAUGGAGUUCGCCGGCGCCGGCGCCGGAGUUGUUUCUUGUGUGUCGGAUUUGUCCUCCGUUGUGGAAGAGAAUCAGUGUGUUGCGAAAAAAGGACUUGAUCUUGAUCUUAACCUUGCGCCACCCAUGGAAGUUUAAUUGAAUAACGAUAAUCUAAUUUUGUGGAAGAGAACUAAUGGCUGAUUUUUGUAUAUACGUUUUAAUAGAAUCUGUUCGUUUUUUUUUCUUUUUUUGCAGCUGAGCAGUGUUGUUAUGAUGCUUCUCUUGCUGUUUCUAUCAUUUUUAACUCAAAUCCUUUUGGUUAAUGAGAAAAUUCGUGUUUUCUCCUUUGCUAA
Solanum dulcamara is the source of this 930-nucleotide messenger RNA. RefSeq names its product ethylene-responsive transcription factor 4-like. Bases 68 to 733 code for a protein of 221 amino acids. The transcript has a single exon. The record is from RefSeq and is a predicted model, not a curated record. Gene Ontology annotation, biological process: regulation of DNA-templated transcription. Gene Ontology annotation, molecular function: DNA-binding transcription factor activity; DNA binding. NCBI's taxonomy places the organism in Eukaryota, Viridiplantae, Streptophyta, Magnoliopsida, Solanales, Solanaceae.